Plectropomus leopardus (leopard coralgrouper) is the source of this 2485-nucleotide messenger RNA. RefSeq names its product polymerase (DNA directed), alpha 2 (gene pola2). Gene Ontology annotation, molecular function: DNA binding. Gene Ontology annotation, biological process: DNA replication initiation; DNA replication. Gene Ontology annotation, cellular component: alpha DNA polymerase:primase complex. Lineage: Eukaryota; Metazoa; Chordata; Actinopteri; Perciformes; Serranidae. The record is from RefSeq and is a predicted model, not a curated record.
UCCGGCCGCCAACACCGGCAGCGCUUUUUCGCGGUAAAAUCAUAAGAUGAAAUGGGCAUGUGAUGUUGAUAAGACGUAUUCUGAAAUAUAACGUGAAACUGUAUGCUUAAGUUAGUGUUUAGAAAUCGCAUUAUUAGGAGAAUUAGCUCGUCGGCGUCGAUAUGAAGUGAGAGUAAAGCUAACGUUAGCUAACAAAGUAUCAUCGAGACAUCGGACCGUCUGAAGUUUUAUCUUUUCUGCAAUAACACAGUUUCUACACAGCAUAAAAACAAUGGCAGGAGUUACCGGGGAAAGCCUAAAAACAGAGCUGGAAAUGUUUGACAUACCCUGUCAAGAUGACUUCGCCCUCGACAAGAUGGUGGAGCAGUGUAUUAUUAACAGGAUACAGGCUGAUGAGAUGGUGCUGGAGUGGGUGGCCUACAGCCACACAAAAAAUGGACUAAAACUCACCACGGACACCCUGGAACAAUUCGAACAUGAGGUGUUAAAUAAGAGAAAUAAAUCCAAACAAAGCUUCAGAAAAGAAGAAACUCAUAACAGAACCAGAGACGUCCACUCACUGCAAGACUUAAUCAAAGCUGAGGAAGAGGAGGAGAAUCUGCUCGACGCUUACUCCACUCCUGCUAAGGGCUCUCAGAAGCGAGCGCUGACCACUCCUGAACACCCUCAAUCUAAACGAACUGCAGCUCUGCUGGCCAGCCCGAGUCUGCUGUUGUCUCCUGCCAGCUUUUCUCCCAGUGCAACACCGUCCCAGAAGUACAGCCAGCGAGGAGCCAAAGGGGAGGUGGUGGUCACAUUUGGGGCCGUGCAGGGCACCCGCUGGGCGGGCAGGAAGGCUCUAAGCGCCGGUGUUCAGCUGGAGCUGCUGGAAGGGCCUGAAGACUCCCUCCGCUGCAGCUACAAGUACAUGUUCCAAAGACUGCGCGAUGUUCGAAAUGUGUUGACGGAGAAGAUAGAGGAGCUUGGCGACGGCCUCAGGUCUCACUUCAACAUCGAAGAGUUCUCCCCGGUCUCUCUGCCUGCUCAGGACAGUAUAACAGUGUUGGGUCAGAUUUGCUGUGACAGUAAUGGCAAACUGAAUGCACACUCUGUGCUGUUGGAGGCGGGACCGGAGCAAGGCGGUCAGCAAGUACCUGUUGACCUAUCGGAGCUGAAAGAGUACUCCCUGUUUCCUGGUCAGGUGGUGGUGAUGGAGGGAAUGAACACAACAGGAAGAAAACUGAUGGCGUCCAAACUCUACGAGGGAGUCCCUCUUCCUUUCUACACGUCUGAGGCCAAAAUGGAGACAGACGAAGAGCCGAUGAACGUGCUGGUGGCGUGUGGACCGUUCACUCCCUCUGACAGCCUGAACUACGACCCUCUGCUGGACCUGAUCAGCAUCAUUGUCAGGGACCGUCCUGAUGUCUGCCUGCUGUUGGGCCCGUUUGUGGAUUCCAAACAUGAACAAAUCGAGAAAGGCCAGGUGACCGAGACGUUUGAGGCCAUUUUCUCAAGAUGCGUCGAAAGCAUUGUGGAUGGCACCACGAGUGUUGGUUGCCACCUGGUGUUCGUGCCGUCCCAGAGAGACAUCCAUCAUCAUUUCAUCUACCCGCAGCCUCCCUUCACGCUGCCGAACCUCAACAAGGAGCAAGCCCAGCGCGUCACUCUGGUCCCUGACCCCUGCACCCUGCUGAUCGACGGUGUGACCUUUGGCUUGACGUCCACUGACAUCCUCUUUCACAUGGGGGCAGAGGAGAUCAGCUGCGGCACUGGAGCAGACAGAUUUUCACGCAUACUGAAACACAUGCUGACACAGAGGAGUUAUUUCCCGCUGUACCCACCUGCGGAGGAGAUCAACAUGGAUUACGAGAAGUUCCAAAACUUCGGCCAGAUGCCGCUGACCCCAGACGUCCUCAUUGUUCCCUCCGAGCUGCGCUAUUUUGUAAAGGAUGUGGUCGGCUGCGUUUGUGUCAAUCCUGGACGACUGACCAAAGGCCAGGUGGGCGGGACCUACGGUAGGCUGCUAAUUCAGCGCAGCGCUACAUCAGUGGACGCGCAGAGAGUGAGCCCCUGUCUGGCUGCUCAGGUGGUGAAAAUCUGAGAAGAAAUUGAGACUUUGAAUGCUCAUUGACACCAGAAAUGAGCCAAAUAACCAGGACAAGUGUGCAAGCAGCUUUGAGCACUGCGCUCUCCAGGCAUGCUGAUGGAAAAUAUGUUAAAAAAAAAACAAAAAACAAUUCACUGAACUGUCUUGCCCAAGGAUUUAUUUUUAUAUGACAAACAUGUCUGUUCGGUGUCAUUACUGUGGUAGAGUAUCAGACUCAACAGCAAUUACAAUCUCUUUUCAAUAAAUUAUUGUCACUUUUUGUACUUUUUUUGUACUUUUCACACACUUAAAGUACUCAAGGGCAUUUUGUCAGGUUUGUUGUGAUUGGAAGUGAAAGAAACCUGCUUUGGUGGCUCUAAUUGUCCAAAAACUAAAAUAAAUAAAUUCUUAAUAUGUAAA